Messenger RNA from Lycium ferocissimum, 1800 nucleotides. Its product is annotated as probable ribose-5-phosphate isomerase 2. Gene Ontology annotation, molecular function: ribose-5-phosphate isomerase activity. The record is from RefSeq and is a predicted model, not a curated record. NCBI's taxonomy places the organism in Eukaryota, Viridiplantae, Streptophyta, Magnoliopsida, Solanales, Solanaceae. Gene Ontology annotation, biological process: pentose-phosphate shunt, non-oxidative branch. The transcript has a single exon. Bases 807 to 1610 code for a protein of 267 amino acids.
UCACUACACACCACAAGAUUUUCAUAUUCAUAGAAUCUUAACCCAUACAUAAAGUCCAUUUCUUUAAAAAGACCCUUUCCCCUUCUCUUUUCCCUAUAAAGUCCAUAAACACCCCUUCAUUUUCAAGAUUUCUUCACCACCCCCACCACUCUUUUUUCUGAUUUUUUUCUCUAGAAAUUGUUACUAAUUCUACUAAUUCCAUUCUUAGUCACUACACACCACACGAUUUCAUAUUCAGAGAAUCUAUCCCAUACAUAAUCUUUCUGUCCUUUUCUUUUAAAAGACCCUAUUUUCCCCAUAAAGCCAUAAACACCCCUUCAUUUUCAAGAUUUCUACAAACCCCAACUUCACAUGUUUUAGCCCUAAAUCUCCUCUUUUCUUUCCUUACCAAUCUUCUAGCCUACAAAUCAAACAUACCCAUUAACCCCUUACCCCCAAUACACAUUAAAGGUGAAACCUUUAUCUCUUUUUCUUGUCAACAAUUAUUCAAUUCUUGAUUCUUGAUUUUGCAAUUAGAAAUAUAGCCAUUGCAUACCCAUGUUUUUUCCCCAUAAAGCCAUAAACACCCCUCCAUUUUCAAAAUUUAUCACCAACCCCACAACUCUUUUUCUCAUUUCUUUUCACUUUUUUCUCUUUACCUUUCCUAUAUAUACCCCUUUCCUACUUUCUUGCUUCACCUCACUUCACUUCUUUUAGCCCUAAAUCUCCUCUUUAUCUCUCUAUACCAAUGUUCUAGCCUACAAUACACAUUAAAGUUGAAACCUUUAAUCUUUUCUCUUGAUUCUUGAUUUUGCAAUUUAAAAAAAAUGGCCAUUGCAUACCCACAUUUCUUUGUGUCUGAAAAAAAGGCCAAAACUUUGAACCCAUCAUUGUUAAUUUCUCCAACACCAUCACCUUCAAUUUUAUCUCAAGAUGAAUUAAAAAAAAUAGCAGCAUAUAAAGCUGUUGAAUUUGUUGAAUCAGGUAUGGUUUUAGGUCUUGGUACAGGUUCAACAGCCAAACAUGCUGUUGAUAGAAUAGCAGAAUUAUUAAAUCUUGGUAAAUUAAACAACAUUAUAGGUAUACCAACAUCAAGUAUUACACAUGAACAAGCUGUUAAAUUAGGUAUACCUUUAUCAGAUUUGAAUAAACAUCCUAUUGUUGAUUUAGCUAUUGAUGGUGCUGAUGAAGUGGACUCACAAAUGAAUUUAAUUAAAGGUAGAGGUGGUUCCUUAUUAAGAGAAAAAAUGGUUGAAGCUGCUAGUAAAAAAUUUAUUGUUAUUGUUGAUGAGUCAAAAUUGGUUAAUCAUUUAGGUGGUACUGGUCUUGCUAUGCCUGUUGAGAUUGUACCAUUUUGUUGGGAAUUUACUUUGAAAAGAUUGGAAAUGUUGUUUAUUGAAGCUGGUUGUGUUGGGAAGUUGAGGGUAAAUGUGGAAAGUGGUGAACCUUAUGUUACUGAUAAUGGGAAUUAUAUUAUUGAUUUGUAUUUCAAGAGUGACAUGGGUGAUUUGAAAGCUGCUAGUGAUGCAAUUUUGAGGCUUGCUGGUGUUGUUGAACAUGGGAUGUUUCUCGAUAUGGCGACGACUGUGAUUGUUGCUGGAAAGCUUGGCGUAUCCGUGACUAAUAAGUAGUAUUAAGGUUAAUGUUGUUUUAGGAACCUUAGUUUUCUAUUUUUUGACUAGGAUAUGUUGGGGGUAUUGAUAUCUUGCUGAACUAUUUAUGUGGCAAGGACAAUUUUUUUUUUUUUGCAAUAACUUAUAUAUUGAAUUAUUUGGGGUAUUUGCCUCAACUUUUGGAAAAUUUCAUGAUAGUUACUACUUA